UGUAAUUUAAAUAAUUGAGUAUUUUCUUUAUGGAAAUCAAUAAUAUCAUUAAAAAUUUCCCGCCACUUUCCUUCCGUAUAAAAGAAAGUAGAAAAAAAAAAUUCUCCUAGGGGCUGGUUCUCCAAUUUUGCGUGCAGAGAUGGAAGUGGGAAGGUUACCAAUCUCAGCAUCACAAAGAGGGAAGCUCAUAUCAGCUGGCUAUACCAGUCUCUCUUCUCUUUCUUCGCUCUCUCCCUCCGACCUUGCUAAAGACCUAAAUAUUCCUGAAAGCGAAGCGCUUGAAAUUCUGAAGGUUGCAUCGCUUACUAGUAGGCUAGACAAGCAAGAUGGAAACCAUGCUUUUGUUAAUGGUGCACAGACUGCUUGGGACAUGCUCCAUGAGGAGCAGUUGUUUCCACGCAUUACUACAUCUUGUGCAGAUAUGGAUGAAAUUCUUGGUGGAGGGAUUAAUUGCAAAGAAGUUACUGAAAUUGGUGGAGUACCAGGCAUUGGUAAAACACAGCUGGGGAUUCAACUUGCGGUAAAUGUUCAAAUACCAGUUGAGUAUGGUGGCCUAGGUGGAAAGGCAAUAUAUAUAGACACAGAAGGCAGCUUUAUGGUGGAGCGGGCUCAACAGAUUGCUGAAGCUUGUGUAGUGGACAUGUCAGAAUAUAACGAUCUUUUACGGAAGGGAAAUCGUGCUUGCCAAGUUAGAAUUCAGCCGAAUGAUAUCUUGGAAAACAUCUUCUAUUUUCGAAUCUGCAGCUACACUGAGCAAAUUGCUCUGAUAAAUUACUUAGACAGGUUCAUCUCAGAACAUAAAGAUGUUAAGAUUGUUAUUGUUGAUAGUGUUACUUUUCAUUUCCGCCAAGAUUUUGAUGAUUUGGCUCUCAGAACUCGACUACUUGGUGGAAUGGCCUUGAAGUUGAUGAACCUUGCAAGAAACUACAGUUUGGCGGUUGUUAUAUUCAAUCAAGUUACUACAAAGUACACAGAGGGUUCAUUUCAAUUAGCUCUUGCACUCGGUGAUAGCUGGUCACAUUCUUGCACAAAUCGUGUUAUUUUAUAUUGGAAUGGCGAUGAACGAUAUGCAUACAUAGAUAAGUCACCCUCUCUGCGUUCUGCAUCAGCACCAUUUUCAGUGACCAGUAAAGGGAUCCGGAAUUCUGCUUCAAACCAUAAGCGAAUCAGAAUGAUGUGAGACUAAAUUGUCUUUUGUAGAUAGGUUCUUAUGAAACCUAACAUCUUCUGCUUGCAAAACUACUUGACAUGUUGUUAUCACUUUUUUUUUUUCCUUGAUUAUUGGUCCAUAGGAUGCAGACAUUUUUGAAAUCUAGGGAAAAAAACCGUCUUUGUUCUGUAUUUACUUUUGUAAUGUGUUUAUCCCUGCUGCUUAACUUUUGUCAAUUGGUUAAUCA
This is a messenger RNA of Ziziphus jujuba (common jujube), 1397 nucleotides long. Its product is annotated as DNA repair protein RAD51 homolog 3. The record is from RefSeq and is a predicted model, not a curated record. Gene Ontology annotation, biological process: DNA repair; reciprocal meiotic recombination; meiotic DNA recombinase assembly. The coding region runs from base 140 to 1180 and encodes 346 amino acids. NCBI's taxonomy places the organism in Eukaryota, Viridiplantae, Streptophyta, Magnoliopsida, Rosales, Rhamnaceae. Gene Ontology annotation, cellular component: Rad51B-Rad51C-Rad51D-XRCC2 complex; replication fork; Rad51C-XRCC3 complex. Gene Ontology annotation, molecular function: ATP-dependent DNA damage sensor activity; crossover junction DNA endonuclease activity; ATP binding. The transcript is spliced from 9 exons.